This is a messenger RNA of Macrosteles quadrilineatus (aster leafhopper), 1543 nucleotides long. RefSeq names its product vacuolar protein-sorting-associated protein 36-like. The transcript is spliced from 7 exons. The record is from RefSeq and is a predicted model, not a curated record. The coding region runs from base 276 to 1448 and encodes 390 amino acids. Lineage: Eukaryota; Metazoa; Arthropoda; Insecta; Hemiptera; Cicadellidae. Gene Ontology annotation, biological process: protein transport to vacuole involved in ubiquitin-dependent protein catabolic process via the multivesicular body sorting pathway. Gene Ontology annotation, molecular function: phosphatidylinositol-3-phosphate binding; ubiquitin binding. Gene Ontology annotation, cellular component: late endosome membrane; ESCRT II complex.
UUAAUAGUUAGUGUAGGCCUAGUUUAGUUGUUUACCGUUACUCUCUUUACAAACGAACCUUGGUGUAAGAUGAAAUUCAGAAAAUCGGUAGAAAAUAUUUUAGUUUUCGAGUAGGAAAUUAAGUAAACCUAACCAAUUAAUAUUAAAGAACCAGCACAAAUGUAAUCAGUUUUCUGAGGCUUAAGUUCAUGGUUUGUGUAAAAUAACCAAUAACAAGUAACACUGUCAUUUUAGGUUAGUUCGUAAUUUUAGGUAUUCCGUAUUUCUAGUCAAACAUGGAUAGGUUUGAAUAUUGUGACUCAAGAUUAGCGGCUGGAGAGAGGGAUAUGUGUAUAGAAAGAAAUGUUAAGCUGUAUGAUGGUGAUUUGAAGACCUCUUUCGAGCAUGGAGAGCUACUACUGACCACCCAUCGUCUAGUGUGGGGACACAAUGAUAUUUCUCAAGAACAAACUUGUCUCUCUCUUCCACUCAAGUUUAUUGUGUACAUGGAAGAAGAACAAUCGAGUGGAUUUGGGUUCUCCAAGUCAAAAAAGGUGCUUUUACAUCUUACAGAACCAACAAGAGAUAAAACUUCUGGACCAUGCUUGAAGAGUUUAUAUGAUUAUGUUAAACUUUCCUUCAAAGAUGGGCUCCGAAAUGACUUUAUUGGGCUUUUGCAACAAAGUAUUGAAAUGCGACAGUGGGAGAAGAGUCCAGUGGUCCCAACAAAUGCAGCUGGUCAACAAAACAGGGUUAUAAAACCACGAACUGGAAUUGUGGGUAUCGAGAGGAGUAUACAAGAAAAACACAAACAAACAGACCAAAAUAUUUCUGCAGCAUUUCAAGACCUCAGCAAACUGAUGACAAUGGCAAAGGACAUGGUGAAUGUAGCCAAAAACAUUUCUGAUAAAAUCAGGGAGAAGCAGGGUGGGAUCACCGAGGAUGAGACUGUCAGAUUCAAGUCAUAUUUGUUGAGUCUUGGAAUUGAUGAUCCAGUUACAAGGGACAGUUUCCGCAGUGAGACACAGUUCCACAAGAGUUUAGCCAAGCAGCUUGCAGACUUUCUAAAACAACCUGUUGAGGAGGUGGGAGGCAUGAUGUCACUGGCAGACGUGUAUUGUCGGGUCAACAGAGCGCGAGGUCUGGAGCUAUUGUCACCAGAAGAUCUACUGACCGCGUGUCACACCAUGGCUGGGCUCGGACUGCCACUGCGGCUACACAAGUUUGACAGCGGAGUCAUGGUGUUGCAGCUGUCCUCUCAAAACAGUGAGGCUGUCGUAGCGGCCACCGAGCAGUCAAUCCGAGACUUGGGCUCCAUCAGUGCUGAACAACUUGCUCAAGAACUCGGAAUCUCUGUUGUUUUGGCCAAAGAAAGACUUCUGGCUACUGAGAAAGCUGGCAAAGCCUGCAGAGACGAUACCAUAGAAGGCCUUCACUUCUACCCUAACCUUUUUCUUGAAAAGGUUUAAUCUAGUUUAGUAGUAAAUUUAUUUGUAAAAUUUGUAUAUACAAUAAAAACUAUCUUUCUUGUUUUUUAUAGUUUUCUUCAUCUUUUUGUAUUGGA